This is a messenger RNA of Photinus pyralis (common eastern firefly), 5138 nucleotides long. Its product is annotated as ATP-binding cassette sub-family A member 3-like. Bases 178 to 5121 code for a protein of 1647 amino acids. NCBI's taxonomy places the organism in Eukaryota, Metazoa, Arthropoda, Insecta, Coleoptera, Lampyridae. Gene Ontology annotation, cellular component: membrane; intracellular membrane-bounded organelle. The transcript has 17 exons. Gene Ontology annotation, molecular function: ABC-type transporter activity; ATP hydrolysis activity; lipid carrier activity. The record is from RefSeq and is a predicted model, not a curated record. Gene Ontology annotation, biological process: lipid transport; transmembrane transport.
AAAUAAUAACAUGUACGCAAAUUUGUAACCUUCGCUGUACGUUCUUCUGAACGUUAGUAAUAAAUUGUUUAGGAAAUGAAACAUCACGAAAUGAAUCACUCAGUGAGAUAGUAAUUAAGUAGCGAAAUUGUAGAUUAUAAGUAGGGAUAUUAUUUAUUAAUACAAUACCUAGUGAAAAUGGGUAAAAAAUUCGAUAAAUUUUUAUUGUUAAUGUGGAAAAAUUUUCUUUUACAAUGGAGGCAUCCCAUACAAACCAUUAUUCAAAUUUCGACGCCUGUACUGUUCUCCUUUCUUCUUGUCGCAAUUAGAAGUUUGGUGGUACCGGAAUCUCACAAGGCAACAUUUUAUACUCCAUUCGAAAAUAACUUAAUUAUGAAUAAAUCUUUCGCCAGGACAAUUGCUUGGUCCCCCACCCAUCCUGUUUUGGAAGAAAUUAUGAAAAAUGUGACUCGAGAAAUUUACACUAAAAGCAAAGUGAAGCUGAGGCUUAUCAGUCAUAAUAACAGUUGGUUACUUGAGGAAUAUUUGAUGAACGAGCUGAACCUGCUGAUGACUCUUGCAGGGGUGCAGUUUGACGAUUCGUUAAUUAAUCAAGAAGCCCUAAAUCACAAUGUUAAGGUGCAUUUUAGAUUUCCUGCAGAGUUGAGGUACAGUUCAAAUACCACUAACAAUUGGAAAACGAAACUCUUAUUUCCCCUUUACCAAGUGCCUGGUCCGAGAUCCUGGACGAUAAAUGAAGGUGGACCACCAAGUUAUCACUCGGAGGGCUUCCUGAUGUUACAGCAGGAGGUAUCGUUGGCGAUCAUUCAUUAUUUUAAACCGUUGAAGAACAACGUUUCAAUAUACAUGCAGAGAUUUCCCUAUCCGGAGUGGGUCGAAGACAAUCUCCUAACUGCAUUGCAGAGCUUUGUCGGGCUGAUAAUCAUGUUGAGUUUUGUUUAUACGUGCAUUAGUACCGUUAAAAUUAUUACAACGGAGAAGGAAUUACAGUUAAAGGAGGCGAUGAAAAUUAUGGGAUUACCAAACUGGUUGCAUUGGACGGCAUGGUUUAUAAAAUCAUUUAUUUUGCUGUUCGUUACCGUUACCAUAAUGGUAUCGUUGAUAAAGUUUCGUUGGUACCCCAACACAAACAAUACAGUAUUUACAAAUUCGAAUCCGAUGGUGAUUUUACUAUUCUUGGUAUUUUACAUUUGCGCUGUGAUAACGUUUUGUUUCGCGAUUAGUGUAUUCUUUUCAAAGUCGACGACUGCGUCUACGAUCGCUAGUAUUUUGUGGUUUUUGUCCUACUUUCCGUAUUCUUAUUUACAACGACACUAUAGCAUGUUAGGUUUAUCGGAAAAGUUAUUUGCUAGUCUAGGUGUCAAUACCGCCAUGGCAUUUGGAUUCCAGUUGAUAUUGAUGUUUGAAGGCACAGAGGAAGGAGUCCAAUGGCAUAACAUAUGGCAGACAACGUCUCCCGAUGAUAACCUGGUACUUGGGCAUCUAAUGAUAAUGUUCGCUGUAGACGCAGUGUUGUACCUAUUAGUAGCUCUCUAUGUUGAGGCAGUUUAUCCAGGCAACUUCGGUGUACCUAGACCAUGGUACUUUCCUUUGACCGUCUCGUACUGGUGUGGGCAAGGAACUUUUUUAGAGGUGGAAGAAAGUGCGAUGUUACUCCGGAACACCAGCGAGUUUAUAGAAAGAGAACCGUUUAAUCUUGACGUGGGAAUAAAAAUUCAACGCUUGUGUAAGGAGUACUCACGUGACAAGGUCGCCGUGAGAGACCUCUCGCUUAACAUUUAUAAAGAUCAAAUUACCGUACUUCUGGGUCAUAAUGGCGCCGGCAAAACGAGCACGAUAAAUAUGUUAACCGGAAUGAUUCCGCCGACUCGAGGAACCGCAUUUAUCAGCGGGUACAAUUUGCGAAGUAACAUAAAUAAAGUUCGGGAAAAUGUUGGAUUUUGCCCCCAGUUUAAUAUACUGUUUGACGAACUGACGGUUAAGGAACACUUGCUGUUCUAUUGCAAACUUAAAGGUUUUCCUAGGCAUAAGAUCGACGAGGAAGUGAACUAUUACAUUGCCGCGUUGGACCUGAUACCAAAGAGGGAUACGUUGGCUUCGAAGUUAUCAGGAGGAAUGAAGCGAAAAUUGUCGAUUGGGGUCGCUUUGUGUGGCGGUUCGAAGGUGGUGGUCUGCGACGAACCAACUUCUGGUAUGGAUCCGGCUGCACGAAAAAAUCUAUGCGAUUUGCUACAAGCACAGAAAAAAGAUCGUACAAUUCUACUAACAACACAUUACAUGGACGAGGCGGACUUACUCGGAGAUAGAAUAGCGAUAAUGUCAAAGGGAAAUUUGGAAUGUUGUGGAUCCAGUUUCUUCCUCAAAAAGAAAUACGGCACCGGCUACCAUUUAAUUAUGGAAAAAUUGGAGACCUGCGACGUUAGCGCCGUAACCGCUUUGCUACAGAGUCACAUACCCAGCGUAAAGGUACAAAGCAAUAUCGGCUCGGAAUUGAGCUACCUCUUACCGCAAGAGUUUUCGGCGCUAUUCGAAGGGAUGUUGAGAGAUUUGGAAACUCAAUCAUCAGAGUUGGGAGUGUUAAGUUACGGUAUUUCGUUAACAACAUUGGAGGAAGUUUUUACAAAAGUCGGAACCGAUCACCUUAAUGCCGACAGCAGCAUCAGCCUGGCCACGACCGAUGUUCUAAGUACUCCACCAUAUUGCUAUAGGCCAAAUUGGCGCAAUCAGUUUCUCGCGAUGAUAAUGAAACGAAGUCUCGCCGUCGUUCGCUCUUGGCUGUUGCUAUUCAUACAAAACUUCAUGGUGGUAUUCUUUCUAAUUAUAGCUGUAAUUCUCGCGCGGCAAAUGAACACCUCAACUGAUCUUCCCAGUUUAAAAAUUUCUCUAGAUGGUUACCUCAAUCCCGUAAUAGCACUCACCGAAAGCGGACCCAGUAGCUAUUCACAUAGCUACAGAAAUUUGAUUCGAGACAGUGACCACUAUUUGCUCGAUUGGAAGAACGAAGAUAUGACGGCUAACAUUAUUAGUGAAAUUAAGAAGAAUGCGCCGAGAGUGCGUCAGCAUUUCAUCACUGGUGCAACUUUCGAUAAUAAAUCUAUAACUGCGUGGUUCAGUAACCAACCCUACCAUUCGUCGUCCUUGUCAUUGCAGUUGGCUUUAAAUGCGAUUUUGAAAGCGGAAGUUUCGGCGAAUCACUCGAUCGAAAUAUACAACAGCCCUUUACCGUUCCAACUGGAUACUAAGUUACUGAACUUGUUACGAGUCAAUAACUUUGGAUUUCAAAUAGCAUUUAAUUUGGGAUUCAGUACCGCUUUCAUUUCUGCUUUUUAUGUGAUGUUUUACAUUAAAGAACGCGCCUGUAAGGCCAAAUUCUUACAGUUUGUGUCGGGAGUAUCCGUCUUACCGUUUUGGGGUGCCGCUUUUAUAUGUGACUUCUUAACUUUUAUUUUGACGGCGAUUAUAGCGUUGGUGACGUUAUCAUUAUUUCAGGAGGAUGGAUUUAGGACGUUUGACGAUUUGGGACGGAUUUUUUCCGUUUUUCUCUUUUUGGGAUAUGCGAUGUUACCUUGGAUGUACUUAUCGGCAUAUUUCUUUGAUAUACCCUCUACUGGGUUUACGAGAAUGUCACUUGUUAAUGUAUUCCUAGGAAUAACUGCAAUGUUAGUGGUUCAAAUUUUGGCCCAGCCGGAAUUGAAUCUACAGUACGUCUCGGACACAAUGCACUGGAUCCUUCUUCUCGUACCGCAUUACUCCUUCUGUACAGCAGUUCGAGACCUUUUCAUCGUCUACUCAACUCAGCACAAUUGCGAAAUCUUCAUCGAAAAGUGCGUCAACUUCACCAUACCCGGCUUCCCACAUCUCACUCCAGAACAGUGCAAAGCAAAAAUUUGCGACGUUAUCCCCAAGUGUUGCACAACCACCACUAACUACUACGACAUUGAAUCACCUGGUAUAGGAAGAAACGUGAUAUUUUUAAGUUGCGUCGGUACUUUCCUAAUCAUGUUACUUCUUUCCAUCGAACUUCGCCUAAUCGAAAAGAUUACCAACAGAAUUUCGUUGUCAAGGCGAUCGGGGACUUCCACGCCUAAAGUCCUAGACGUCGACGUUUUGCACGAGCAGGAAAAAGUUCGUGCAAUGCCACUACAGCAGAUCCAUCAUACAGCAGUCGUUAUGAAGGAUGUUACAAAAUAUUAUGGAGCCUUCCUUGCGGUCGAUAACUUGUGCGUGUCGAUAGACCAGUACGAAUGCUUUGGCUUGCUGGGCGUAAACGGAGCUGGAAAAACUACAACGUUCAAAAUUAUGACUGGGGACCUUCGCAUGUCGUCCGGCGAAGCUUGGAUCAACGGAAUUAAUUUAACAUCGAGCAUGAAAACGAUUUACAAACGCAUUGGUUACUGUCCACAGUUUGAUGCACUUUUGGACGAGCUAACCUGUUUCGAAACUCUUACAAUCUUUAGUCUUAUACGCGGAAUGUCGUUUGCUGACAGUCGGAAUAUGGCGAAAAAACUAUCCCAUGACUUAGAUUUUUAUCAGCACUUACAUAAGAAGGUUAAUGAACUUAGUGGUGGUAACAAACGAAAACUUAGCACUGCCUUGGCGUUAAUUGGGGACCCUUCGGUUCUAUUCUUAGAUGAACCUACAUCAGGUAUGGAUCCUGUAACGAAGCGUUACAUUUGGAAUGUACUUUGUGGCGUUCGCGACAGAGGAAAGUGUAUAAUUUUAACCUCGCAUAGUAUGGAGGAAUGCGAGGCUUUAUGCACGAGAUCCGCAAUAAUGGUCAACGGGAUAUUUAUGUGCAUCGGUUCGACGCAACAUUUGAAAACUAAAUUUUCUGAAGGCUAUACACUUAUCGUUAAAAUGAAGAAGCAAGAGAAUUACAGUUUCGGCGCGAUCGAAGAUUUUGUCAAAGACAGUUUUGGGGCGGUUCUCAUUAGAGAAAGACAUCAAGAUUUGAUAACAUUUUAUAUUCAAGACAAAAUGCUGCCUUGGUCACGAAUGUUUGGUAUUAUGGAGGAAGCAAAAGCGUUUUUAAACAUUGAAGAUUACUCUUUAGGUCAGAGUAGUUUGGAGCAGGUUUUUUUGUCUUUUACAAAAUACCAAAAAGAAGAAAAUAAAACUUAACUCUGUAAUAUGUUUAA